This is a messenger RNA of Saccostrea cuccullata (small rock oyster), 2309 nucleotides long. RefSeq lists its product as uncharacterized. The transcript has 13 exons. NCBI's taxonomy places the organism in Eukaryota, Metazoa, Mollusca, Bivalvia, Ostreida, Ostreidae. The record is from RefSeq and is a predicted model, not a curated record. The coding region runs from base 287 to 1744 and encodes 485 amino acids. Gene Ontology annotation, molecular function: protein binding.
AUUAUUAAUUCCCUAAUACAGAUUGUAAUUUGUCUAGUAUACAAUAUAGUAUGUAUUUGCAUAUAGGAAAUACAGAUAAUUUGUUUUAUUCCACAAAAUGAUAAAAUACAAGUCCACUAUUUUUGGUGUUGGGAAUUUCCCUCAUGGAUUUUCCCUUUUUUUGGAAGAAUCGAGAAGACUGCCAGUUAGAUGAAAUCUUGUGAAUGAUAAAAUAGUCAAGAUCAAAAGACUCAAGAGGGUUUCGGCACAUUCCUAAAGGACUUGCUUCAAAUCUUGCAAGUGAACGAUGGGUAAAAUGACAACCACUCUGACUUUGAUGCAGGGAAUAUUAUUUAUAUUCCAAAUACUACAAAUUUGUGCCUGCCCUGUUGGAUAUAAAAGUAGAGAUGAUGGUACCUGCUGCAAAACAAGGAAUUGUUCACGAGGAGAAGGGUACUCGUUUUGUAAAGGUACAAGUGAAAAUCCUGGUGAAGAUGUCUGCUUUAGGUGUCCAAAAGGGACUUAUAAUAUAGAUGCCAUCAACACAGCUGAUAUGCCUGAGGUCUGGCAAGUCUGUGUUCCACAAGAUUGUUCUUGCGAGCUUCCUGGAACAAUUAUUGAAAAUCUGACAGCUUGUGAAGCCGGAGAACAGAAGAUUUGUGUCUGUGACAGAAGUCAGCUUCGCUAUGGACUUGAUCCAAUGAUUUGUAGUAGAGUGGAAGAUCCCAAAGAUAUUGCCAGCAUCCAUCGACCUGGAUUCGAGCUCACCCUCACCGGAAGUGUAGAGAAAUGUAGAAAAGGAUAUUACAAACCUAAAGUUAAUGACAAUAUCUGUGUGCCCCAUCAAAAAUGCCAGUCAGGAUACCAUGUGAAGAUACCUGGGACCACGACUACAGACAACGUGUGUGAGGAAAUACCAAGAGAAAGGGAGACAACCCCGAGAUUGCCUCCAGAUCGGAAAAAAAAUGACACUGCUCCUGAUGUAAAAGUGGAUCCCACUAGCCAUCCUGAUGCACCAAUAUAUGUGUAUGUGAUCAUUGGUGCUUUUGUAUUUGUGUUAUUGCUACUAUUAUUUACAUUCUGUGUUUGUCGCAGAAUAAUGCCAGAGAAGUACAGAGUAGCCAAAGAAUUUUUGAAGAGAAAGUUUUGCACCAAUACAGAAUUUCAACCUGACAAUGAAGAAGAUCUCUAUGAACCAUUGAACAUUCAAGAAGUCAAUCAAAUGAAUAAGCAGACAAUUUUACGUGAUGAAAGAGAAACGGGGGAGAGAGGUAGUGAACCAGAAAUCCCUCCUGAUUCACUUCAUGGGGAUUUAUCUGCAGAUUUAAGUGAUGUAUCCACCUACGUACGCCAAGCUAAUAUAAUUCUAGAUCACUCAACACCACUGACAUCAUAUGAUUUAGAGGACCAAGUGCAGAGUGUGGAAGAAAGCAGUACUGGUCUGGACUUGGAGACAUCUCUGAAAACUUCAAUAACCGACUCAAACUCCAAUCUAGGGGUCAGUGUCCAGGGUGAAAACAGUGUGGAAAAUAGAAGACCCAUUGGUCGAGUAUUCCCCAGUGUUAGAGAGGAGAAUCAAGAGGGAGACCAAAGUGGAAUAAUUACAAGCCCCUCAGAGGAUGACAGUGGGCAGUUAGUUCCUGGUGGUCAAAGAGUCAUGGCAAAUCGUGUCUAUUUAGUUCAGUCACCAGGCAGUGAUGAUCAGCAAUCCUUGGAUCUCUCUGAGUUGGGUGUUCAACGAGUAGGGGAACACUCAAUUGAUUAAACACCAGAGGUUGAAAAUGUAUAUGAACACUAUGGAUCUGCAAUAACUAACAGGAUCUAGUUUUGUCAAUUGACAAGUCAAAACUCGAGGAGAAGACAAUACUUCAUCAAAGGCCUGCUUGGGCUGUUCAUUCAUCAUUAAUAUGAGACUCAGAGAUGCAUCACAUCAAUGGAGGAAGGGUAGUGAAAAAAUAUAUCUAAUAAAACAAGUCAUACUGUUGAGGAAAGAGCUAUCAUGAAUAUGGUAGAAACUAAAAAUGAAUUUGGGGAAAAGAUAAAAUUAUUGUAUGGGGAGAAACUUUAAAGGGUUUCGGAGUUAAUACAAUAUAUGUAUGAUCAACUCCUCAAGUGUCAGGUCUAAGGAUGGACGGUGAUUGUACCCUGUUUGGGGGAUAUUUGACCACCAAGAUGUGCUACAGCCAGUGCUGGUCAUACAGCUGCUGUGACACAUACCAUGUCUGUUCUAUAGAGUUUGAGAUAAAAGGAAGUGGGUUCUUUAUCAAUGCACAUACAGUGCCAUGUCAAAUUGAUUUAGACUUUCUGCUACUUUACAGCUAUGAUAUGGA